Molecule: messenger RNA, 5397 nt
Organism: Callorhinchus milii (elephant shark)
Lineage: Eukaryota; Metazoa; Chordata; Chondrichthyes; Chimaeriformes; Callorhinchidae
Gene: inpp4b
Product: inositol polyphosphate-4-phosphatase type II B
Exons: 22
Coding region: 491-2722 (743 amino acids)
Cellular component (GO): cytoplasm
Molecular function (GO): phosphatidylinositol-3,4-bisphosphate 4-phosphatase activity
Source: RefSeq, a predicted model, not a curated record
GGAAAUCGGAGAGAACACCAGCCCAGAUGAGACCCGUCAGACACUCGCUCUGCCAGAGACAGCCUUUCCACUGAUAAGUAUUGACCCUGUUCCAUUUGAGCCCAAAUUGGAAUUCAGCCUUGCAUGCAAGGAGCUGGUGGCUGCAGCUCGUGAUCGGAAACCAAAUGCCUUUGUGCAGAUCACUGUCAUAAGCCCUUCACAGCCGACUCUGAGCAGAUAUUCCAACACUGAAACAGUUGAGGGAACAAGAGAGCCAGUGUUUCUGACUGGAGUUACUUUCCCACCGGGCUAUCCCAUUUACGAGGCGACCCGGGUGAAGCUAACGGUCUACGAUGUCAAGGAGAAAUCCCAAGGAACUCGAAGCUUCCUGGGAUCUGCUACGUUUGUAGUAGGCGACCUGCUGAAGUCAGAGGAGCAAACCUUGACCAUUAACCUCAGCCCUCUUAAUGGUUCACACAAAGUGGGGAUCAUAGUGGUCAGCAACCUUAAAAUGGGGGAGACAGAGAACGAGGAGGCAGAGCAAAGCCCCACAGAAGUCUCCGGACGAAAGCCAGCUUCACUUUGUGGGACUCUGCUGCAUCAAGCUGUUAACGACAAUGGCAAACUCUCACUGCUUGAAUCAAUUUUUAAAAACGUCAUCUGGAAAGUCUACAGAUUCCCCACAGAUAAUGGCAAGUGGUUGUGUGUCCGGGAACAGAUGGCUGAAAGUACACUGUCCUUCCACAUCCCCAAGCAAAUGAUCACACUCUUCAUCCAAGAAGACAUGAGAAGAUUACAGGACCUGGAGGAGCUGGGAAAUCUGUCUGCACACUGGGAGACCCUGCGGCAAAAUGUAACCGUCCAUUACCGGCAUAUGAUCAGCAGCUAUCAGGAAACGCUUACAGAGCUCAACAAGUUCUCAGGGUCAUCGUUCAAGCCAAGCUGCAGCCGAGGAGAAAAGAAGCUUGAAUUUGUUCCAGUUAACCUGCAUUUGCAAAGAAUGCACAUUCAGAGCAACUCUGCAAGGACAGAUGGGAUGUAUGACGUGAUUACGGUGGGAGCUCCUGCAGCACACAUUCGGGGCUUUCGCAGUGGAGGUUUACGCAGACAACUCUAUAGAUUCGAAGGAGAAAAGAGAAAUUCAGGGUACCAGUAUAUUUACUAUUCACCUGAACACACAGCCAAAGCAAAGGAGGUCAUCACCAAAAUCUACAGACUUCAGCCUCUCAUCUCAAGCAACACAGAGCUGCUGCUUACUGCAGCCAGGCUGCAGUCUUGCGAUGACAUCAAGAACUCAUUGAAGGCACUCAGUGAGCAAACUGAGCAGUUUGUACAUGCCUUUGAAGAUCAGUUGGUGAGAAGUGCCCUGUUAGCUCUACAUACAGCGCGCCCAGGUUACAUCAACCGAAGAUAUUCUGGUCCCUGCAUUAACCCGAGUGACCCUGAGCUGCUGAGUGUAAACCGGGAGAAGCACAGCGCCAGCGACCACUCGAUACCUCACCAAGCUGAGUACGAUGAGGAAGAUUGGGACAGAGUGUGGGUGAAUGUGGGCAAAAGUUUGAACUGUAUCAUUGCGAUGGUGGACCGACUGCUGGAGCAGAGCAGCGCACAGCUGGAACGUGAGCAGGAGCAGGAGCCCCCGCUGGCUGAUCAGAUCCCGCCCUCAGUAGGUGAUCACUGGUACGAAGGGCUAUACCCUCUGGUAGUUACACUAAAGGACUGUGUCAAUGAAGUGGUUGCCAGAGCAAAGAAGGCCAUGGUGUUUGUACUUCUUCAGGAGUGUGCCUGCAGCAUACCUCAGGCCCUAGCACUGCACCAGAGGAGAGAUGUUGUCUUCAGUCAAGCACUUGCAGCCUUGGUCUGUGGGUUUGUGAUCAAACUGCACACGUGUUUACAUGACCAGGGCUUCCUACGACAGCUUCACACUGUAGGCUUGCUUGUACACUUCGAAGGACUUCUCAGCACUUACAGUGAAGAGAUUGGGAUGCUGGAGGACAUGUCAGUGGGAAUCUCGGAUUUGCAGAAGGUGACAUUCAAAGUUGUUCAAGCACAGCUGGAGGAGAAUGCCAGCGCUGAACUCUUCCCUGUUGUGACUGGAGUGAGAGAUUUUUACACGGUAGAGGUCCAGCUCCCAACUAAACUGUUUGAGGUUUUGCCGCAGGAGAUUAAAGACGGGAAUUUGUUGCGAGUGUAUCCAGUGCUUUUCAACGUGGGAAUAAAUGAGCAGCAAACUUUGGCAGAGAGGUUUGGAGACAUCUCUCUGCAAGAAAUUAUCAAUCAGGAGAAUUUAGAACUUCUCAAUAGAUAUUACAAAUCAUUUGAAGAAAAGCUGUCACCUGACUGUUUGCCUCGAUUUCAGGCGCAGACUGACCUAAAGGAUCUGUUGCAAAGCCUUAGUCAAAACAUCCAAAUCAAGAAAAGGAAAAAUGUCGAAAUUUUAAAGCUUGCAGCAAAAAUUUGCCGGAGGUUGAACGGAAUUCGCUUCACAAGCUGCAAAAGUGCCAAAGACCGAACUUCCAUGUCUGUGACACUGGAGCAAUGCGUGAUUCUCCAAGAUGAGCACGAGCUGCACCCAGACUACUUUGUCCGAGCUCUGGACUGCAUGAGGAGAGAAGGAUGUCGAAUAGAAAAUGCACAGAAGAAUGUCAAAUGCAGGAAGUAUGCAUUCAACACCAUCCAGCUGAUGGCAUUCCCAAAAUACUACAGGCCUCCCGAUGGGACAUAUGGAAAAGUGGACACUUAAGCUUAAUGUUGGAAAUUGAGAGAGUACCAAUUAUUAAUAAGGUUUUAAAAUUAGUUUCAAAUAGAACGAGUGAGUAACAACUAUUUUCCCGACUGAGACCAUUCGUCUGGUCAGGGAGCAAUGGACCCCAAUAGAGAAGGUUUUUUUUUGACAACUUGCCAUUAGAAUCUGCCUUGUUUAUGCUCCAAUGUGUAUACAUCACUUGUUUGAGUAUGUGUGUGUGCUUGCAUGUGUUAGUUUGUGUGGGGAACGGCGAUUGGUGGGGGUGAGAUAAACUAGAACAUAUCGUUGAUCACUGCUACCACUGGAAAAGUAUUAGCAGUAAAAUGUUUAUUUCUGCUUAGAAAACGCAUAACUUUUACACCAAGAUGCAUGCCAUUUGCAAUUGUGCCAGUUUAUAUUUACGUACACUUCACUUAAUAUAAGCAAUGCGAGGUUUGAAGAGAACACGGCAUCGCUUAAACAUUUAAUACCAUGGUUGGUGUUUAGUCACUAAUUGAGAAUAAUCUUGUAAACAAACUGAAGUGAGUCAGUUUAUAAGAAACUGACUUGAACUUUGAGGCUGUGUAAAAGUAGAAAAAGUGGCUGAUAUUGAUAUGCAUAUUGGGAGAUUGACCAUAUCCAUAUCGCUCUUUGAAAUCCACAUCCUGUCAGCUGAGUGACAAUGUGGUGGCUUAACAGCAGUAGCUGCGGAAAGAGUCUGUUGGAGAGAUAAAUGGUAACCCUACAAUGCAGUACUUGUCCAGUUUGGACAACCCUAUCAUUAGGGCUUUGGCUCCAAAUGUAAAUUUGUUGUUGGGGCCAUACUGGCUGACAUCAGCAGUGAGCUGGAUUACUGCUGACUUGCCUGGCUUUGUCUGACGUAGCUCCUUGGUAUCAGUUCAGGGCUGCUUGUCCCCGAGUAAUUGUUUUCAAUUGACCUCAAAGUCAUUGAAGGGUUCAGUGGGACUUGCAAGAUUCACAUCAAUACUCUCGUUGUUCCAAGACCACGGCCCAAUUAAUCAACGGAGAGACCUUGGAUUCUAUUAAUAUCGCCUCAAAAAUAAGACCCCACUCAAUAAAUAAAAGGGCCAUUUGAACUCCAAAGGCUUUGUUUUUGUGACAAGUAGAGAAUAAUGUUUUAAAUACCAAAAACAGCUCUUCAGCUUUUAAAAAACCCAUGUCUUUCUAUUGUAAUAUGGCAGCUGUGUGUGUAAAAAAGAAGUGCUGUAAAUUUAUAAUGCUGAGUAUUAUAAAGUAGAGGUUGAUAAUUGUACAGAGUAGGACAUUUCUUAAUUUGUGAUAUUCUUAUAAUAAACUGUUUUGUAAUUAAAUAAAAACUUUGGCACCUAAAAGUUACUGCAGCCCUCGAUCAGUCAAAGUUGAUCUAUGCUUCGGAGUUGCUUUGAAGGAAAAUAUCCAAACUUAUGAGGGGUCUCAAUAGAGAGAGGAGAAAGUGUUUCCUCUGGCAACUGGGUUGGUAACCAGAGGACACAGAUUAAAAAUAAUUGGCAAGAAAACCAGAGGGGAGGCAAGGAGAAUUUGUUUUACUAUCUUGAAAGCACUCCCAGAAAAUGGUGGUGUAAGUCAAUUUAAUAGUAGCUUUCAAAAGGGAAUUGGAUAGGUACUUAAAAAAGAAAAAAUUACAGAAAAAGAUCAUUUUUACAGAGGAUUUAGGAGAGCAAAAUCUGACCAUCUCACCCAGAAUUGAAAAAAAAGAAAUAUAAUAAACAAUCCUUUUCUCAUUACCCCUCGAAUAAAUUUAUUCACCAAAUAUCUAUUCAUUCCCUUCUGAAUGUGCUGGUCAUUUACUGUGACUACUUCCCUGGAUAGUCAAUGCCACAUAUUCACUAGUCUCUGAAUAAAAAUAAUAAAAAUAAUGCAAUCUGAGUUGGCUGUUCACCUUCCCUCAUCUGAGCUCCAGUCUGUGUCCACAGUUUUUGUUUUCUUUAUCAGUGGUUCAGUGUUGUUUUACCCUUUUUUUGGGGGGUGGGCGCGGGGGGUCUUCAAUAAGCUUGGCCUGAGUCUUCUUAGAUGCUGGAUUCAUUCAAAUUUUCAAGACUCAGGUGGAUAGAUAUUUGUUAGGUAAGAGUAUCAAGUGAUACGGGGCAAGGGUAGGUAAUUGGAGUUGAGGUACAGAUCAGCCCUGACCCAGUAGAAUGGCAGAACAGGGUCGAGGGGCUGAAUGGCCUACACCAGUUCCUAUGUUCUGUUUCUUAGCAUGAACAUUCCCAGCUUCCGUAACCUUUCCUCAUAACUCGUAUCUGUAGAACCAUAAAAAUGUACAACCAUUCGGCUUCUCAUGCCACCCACGGUACAAUCCAUUAAGCCCCAUUUACCUGUUUUUUCCACUCACCCCUACUGCGCAACUCCAGCUAUCCAUCCAGUUGGCCUUUUCUAUAGUUUCUCCAAUCUUAAGAUGUCCUUUUGUAAUGUCGUGAUGAGAAUUGUACAGCACUCCAGGUGAGACCAUAUUAGUGCCUUUUGCAAGUUAAGUACAAUAUCCUGUGAUUUGUCCUCUAUCACUAUAGACCAUCACCUGCUCACCAGAAGAGUGUAUUUAUUACAAACAGUUAGGUACCAGUGAUUUAAGCAAGUGUUUUAUACAUAAAUGUAUAAAUGUAUAAGUGUAUAAAUAUUAAAUGUUUGAAAUGCUUUUCUUGUAGAAUGAAAUGUUGCUUCUGCCCUCAUAUCCA